Messenger RNA from Suillus discolor, 2925 nucleotides. RefSeq lists its product as uncharacterized. Lineage: Eukaryota; Fungi; Basidiomycota; Agaricomycetes; Boletales; Suillaceae. Gene Ontology annotation, cellular component: nucleus; cytoplasm. The coding region runs from base 57 to 2741 and encodes 894 amino acids. Gene Ontology annotation, molecular function: ubiquitin binding. The record is from RefSeq and is a predicted model, not a curated record. The transcript has 6 exons.
AGUCCUUCUUACCUUUUGCUCGUCAGUCUCGUCGUCGUUGCCCGUCCUUGUUGAAUAUGUCUUCAUAUAAAUCAGCCGCGUUCAGAAACAAACUGCCCUCUGAUCCCUCGGAAUCAAAAUUUCACCCUCAAGUUCCAACACUCCAAGAACUAUUCCCUGCCUGGUCAAAUGAAGAUCUCCAGUCUCUCCUCAAUGAGGUCGGUGGUGAUCUUGAGCUUGCAGUCACUCGAAUCAGUGAAGGGCACGCAGAACAAUGGGGUUCAGUUACGCGCAAAAAGGACAAAAAGACUCCUGUAGCUCAGCACGCACCGUCAAAGGACCCAAGCAUCUCACGUAGUGACUCGCGCGGCGGUCGAGGUGGACGCGGGGGACGCGGUGGUUCUGGUAGAGGCGGUCGUGGUCGGGGUGGCGCACGGGGUGCACCUGCAGUCAAUGGCCAUACUUCUUCUCGUGCCAAAGCUUCUGCCCCCGCUCCCGAAGACAAGCCAGCGCAGGUUGAGGAUCUCACUGAACAUGCUGUUGACAAGCCAGAGUUGAAUGGAGGUUGGAGUGUUGCGCAGGAUGCAAAUGAAUUGAUUACAGCUACAACCUGGCCUUCAGAGCCUACAAUUACUGAAUCGGCUCCUGCUCAAUCGCAGCCCACAAUUUCUGCUUCGUGGGGUGCUAACACUGGUUGGGGUAAUGCGGCUACUGUGUCCAAACCUCCUAUAUCAUCUGCUAAACUCCCGGCAACUUCCAAACUUUCCUGGGCUCAGAUUGCAAAACCACAAGAGAAACUCGUCGCAGCGUCACCCCCUGCACCUCCUUUACCAUCAGUCAUCGCCCCUGCACCCGAAUCAGCCUUUGAACACGCCCCUCUCCCAUCAGCUGUUAAUGGCAAUGCAGAACCAGUAUCUGAAGGUUGGGAGGAUCCGACAACCGUCCAGCCUCCUGAAUGGGAUGAUGAGCCUCAACCCCAAGCCCAACACCAAUCCCCUGUAGACGCUUGGGUUUCUUCUCAGCCUCUGUCGAUGUCGGAGCCAGAACCCGUACCAGAGCCCCCUACUAUAGUACAGGAGGAACUCGCCGCUCCCGCGCCAGAACCUGUGGCUGUCGUGUCAGCUCUUCCGACCCAAAUUCAAAAGCAGGAUGCGCCCACUCGGUCCAAAUCGCCUGUAUCUCUUUCUUCGCGGCCCGCGGUUCGUAGCAAGUACAAGGGCAUCGAUCAAGCUGUUGUCAUGCCUUUGUCGACUGGUUUCACCCCUGGCCUGGACAAAGUAGGCAUGCAGUUUGGAAGUUUGAGUCUUGGUGGAGACGUCAUCGAGCCCACGCCCGUCGAACCUUCCGUAGUCGAACAGCAGCCAUCCCCACAGCAGGCCACACAGCCACUCUCGCCUCUUGCGCCUCCUGCACCUGUUCAGCAACAAGAACCUCAACAGAUCACUCCCGCGCCUGCACCGUCUGUCGCCACCUCUAUCGCUACUUCUCCCUCGCAGCCUGUUCUCCCGCCUCCAGUACAGCCUGUUCUUCCACCUUCGCAAACAACUCAAUUUGCACCUCCCCAACCUACAGCACCAAUCCCGCAGGUACCUCAACAUGCUCUUACACCUUCAAUGUCCCUUCCUACACUUCCGCCGUCGAGCACCAGCUUCACCCAGCAGCCUCCCUCGCAACCGCAGCACCAGCCUCAGCAUCAACACCAGCACCAGCCGCCACACCAGCCGCAGCCGCAGCAUCAACCUCAACACCAGCCUCAACACCAGCCUCAGCAUCAACCCCAGCACCAACCUCAGCAAUUACCACAACUUCAGCCGUAUGCUGCCCACUUGCAUUUAGACAGUCCGCAAACACAGUCUCAACAAUACAGCCCUGCCCAGCAGGUGCAGGCCCAGUCCGCAGCGUACUUCCGGCAAGAUGCACCAUACUUCAAUGCACCAACGCCUCCUCAACAGCAGGACUACAGUGCAUCCAUGAGUGGCGGUAUGGGUCCCUUUGGACAGAUUGGGACGCAGCAUCAGCAGCACCAAUCGCAAGGUAGCCACCUGAGCGGCUUCGGAGGUAGUGAAUACUAUGGUGACAAUCAACGUCAAGGGUUUUAUGACUCUUAUGCGCAAUCUCCAGGGUUUGGCGGCAAUCGCAAUGUCCUAGGUCAUGAUGAUGUCAAGGGUCUUCCUACCUCACAACACCAGCACCAACAUUCACAACCCCCCUCGUCGGUCAUCCCUCCCUCUACAUCUCAGUCGUCGCAGCCUGCUGCCGCAAGCACACAACAACCCUACGCCCCGCCGAUGCCCUACUUUUAUCCGUAUCCUCAAAACCAGUAUUAUGGCAGUCCCUACAACCAAGGUUACCCUACACCCUUUGUUAAGUACCCUGCUCCUACUCCGCCAGCAAUGUUCCAGCAUCAACACCAGCCCGCAAAACAGAGUGACGGGUUGAGUAUGGGUGCGGGCGUUCAGCGCGGAUUUGGCGGGUAUACCGAUGAUAUUGGGUACCACCAGCCCUCGCAGCAGCAGACGCAAAACAACCACCAUACAUCCAGUGAGAGGCAAUUGUACGGACAUGGACAGGGGUUUUUGGGUCGGGGAGUAGCUGCACAGAGCGGGUCGCCUGAGGCAUCUUACCGCAAAGAUUCGGGGCAAGGGGUUGGUGUGCAACAGCAACCUGCAGGCCGCGGCGUGCGAGGACAGUACCCGCAGGUGCAGGCUAAUUCAGAAGGCACUUUCUACCCAUACCAGCCAGGUCGCCAAUACUGGCAGUAGGUGAACGCGUAAAGGGUGCUUUCUGCCUAGUCUCUAUUUUUGUACGUAUAUGUUAUUGAUACUGACCAGUGUCCAUAUACGCGUUCUGUUCGUGUUCACGCUCAUACUGUUUCUUCUUUUUGCUCUUGAUAUCACGUUUCUAUAGUCUGCAUCAUGUGUUGCAUUGCAGUACCGUUCUAGCACC